AUGAAUAAAUAUUAGUCCUUUUCUAAUCCUGCUUAUGAACCAAUUCAGACACCUGCAACAACAAAAUACGACACAGUUUUUUCACCUUUGGUCUAAAACACUAAUUCCAAUGAAAAUAUCAAUUAGCUAAAAUAAGAAUCUAAUCAAAAUAAUCCCAUACGAAAAAGUGCUUAAUUUGGUAGUGAAGUAAGACAUAGUGCCAGAAGUUCAUUGAGUGAAAAGGAAUUGAGAGACAUUGUAAAACAUAAACGAUAUGUCGCUUGCAAUAUAUUUUGA
Paramecium tetraurelia is the source of this 276-nucleotide messenger RNA. RefSeq lists its product as uncharacterized. The record is from RefSeq and is a predicted model, not a curated record. Lineage: Eukaryota; Ciliophora; Oligohymenophorea; Peniculida; Parameciidae. The transcript has 3 exons.